Messenger RNA from Phialemonium atrogriseum, 885 nucleotides. RefSeq lists its product as uncharacterized. The coding region runs from base 1 to 885 and encodes 294 amino acids. The record is from RefSeq and is a predicted model, not a curated record. The transcript has 3 exons. Lineage: Eukaryota; Fungi; Ascomycota; Sordariomycetes; Cephalothecales; Cephalothecaceae.
AUGCACCGAUACAGGUCCCAACAAAAUACGCACCUGCGUCUGGCCGUGGGAGUAACCCUGGCCUACUCGACACUCGCAGCAGCACAAUGGCACGGACACCCGGGCUUUGGUCCAGGCGGUUCAGACUCGGGCGGAGGCGGAGGAGGCGGGCCGGGGUCGUUUUCCGGCUUCGGUUCCGACUCCGGUGGACAGGACAGUGGAUUCGGCCCGCAGGGCUUCAGCGGAAGCGGCGGGCCUGGGUUUGACAUCGACACCGCGACGCGGUACCGCACCAUCCACGGCAUCCUCGCGGCGUUAGCCUUCGUCGUGCUGUUCCCCAUGGGCUCCAUCUUCAUGCGCAUCAUCCCCGGCCGCCUCGCCAUAUGGGUCCAUGCCGUCACGCAGGUGAUCGGGUACGUCGUGUACAUCGCCGCCGCGGCCUUGGGCUUCUGGAUGGUCCAGGAGGUGCGGAUACCUUUUGCUAGCGGCAAUCUACUCUCCUUCUCCGCCAUCAACUACCAUCCCAUCAUCGGCAUCGUCGUCCUGGUGGCCCUGUUCAUCCAGCCCUUCCUGGGGCUGAUGCACCACUCGCGCUUCAAGAAGCUCCGCCGCCGCCAGGUCUGGUCGCACCUGCACAUCUGGAACGGCCGCCUGACGGUCCCGCUGGCCAUCGUCAACGGCGGCCUGGGCCUUCGCCUCGCCGGCGCCGCCGCCGGGGUCAAGACCGCCUACGCCGUCAUCGCCGCCGUCAUGGUCGCCCUCUGGGCCGCCGCCGCCGUCCUGUCCGAGUGCCGGCGCAGGCGCGCGGACAGGCGGGCCAGCAGGGGGAGGUUGGCGCGCCGGGUGAAGGUGGCUGAGGCGGUUGAGGCGUCUGAGGGGGUGGCGGGGCCGCGGGUGAGGAGGUGA